AUGAACGGGACGACUCGAUUAAUGCUGGCUGUAGCACUGCUCGUGUCCGCCGUCGCUGCGCAGAGUCGCUCAAGCUCAAUUGUGACGUGUCUGGUGUCGCAGUACCUGGACACCGACACAAACGAAUGCGUCAACUAUAAAAACCAAGGCGUGAAGGCCAGUACGGACUUUGACACGGCCAUUGACUCGGGCAACACGGCGUGGAUGCUGGCGGCUAGCGCUCUGGUGAUGAUAAUGACACCGGGCGUUGCAUUUUUCUAUGCCGGUCUUGCUGGCGAGGACAUGGCGUCCAACACCAUGAUGAUGUCGUUUGUGAGCAUUGCACUCGUGUCGAUCCAAUUUUGGGCCUUUGGGUAUUCGGCAGCUUUCGGAUCCAACGGCAUUUUUGGGUGGGCGGGCUUUGGCAAUGUAGAGCAGUUUCCAAGUGGUACCUAUGGCACUGGCAUCCCUCAUAUUUUGUUUGCCUUCUUUCAAACUCAAUUUGCAACCAUUACUCCAGCUCUGCUGAGCGGUGGCAUUGUUGGUCGAAUGAAGUUUAGCUCCUACUUGCUCUUCAUUCUGCUGUGGACGUCACUGGUGUACGACCCAUUGGCUCGCUGGAUGUGGUCUUUGAAACUCGAUGACUCGUGGGCGAUUACCGCAAUGGGUUGGGAGGGCAAGAUGGGAUCACUUGACUUUGCGGGAGGCACCGUUAUCCACAUUUCGAGUGGAUUUGGAGCCCUUGCGGCUGCUCUUAUGGUCGGAAAGCGAUACAACCACGGCGACCCAGUCAAGCCCCACAAUGUGCCGUUAGUGAUGAUUGGUGCGACGUUGCUGUGGUUCGGCUGGUUUGGCUUUAACGCCGGUUCGGAAGGUGCUGCUGACGGAAUCGCUGCCACGGCUGCUAUCAACACUCACCUUGCUCCUAGUGCAGGCUUCUUGACGUGGAUUGGACUUGAGUUUGCUAUGUACAAGAAGUUCGAUCCUUGUGGAGCUGCUAGUGGCGCUGUCGCUGGUCUGGUUGCUAUCACCCCCGCUUGUGGUUAUGUGUACCCGUGGGCUGCUGUCAUUUUUGGUGUAGUAGGCGCCGUGACGGGCUUCGCUGCUAUUCACAUGAAGAACCACCUGCGAUAUGACGAUACACUUGACUCGUUCGCCAUUCACGGCUGUGGUGGUUUUAUGGGUGGUCUCAUGACUGGUCUAUUUGCUACAUCGGACGUAAACCCAAACAUUGAAGGCGGCGCGUUCUACGGCCAUGGUAUGCAGGUCGUGCACCAGCUGGUUUCACAGUGCGUGGCUGCAGCUUACUCGUUCGUGGUGACGAUAAUUAUUCUGUACGUGCUGAAGAUUACGAUUGGACUCCGUGUGGACGAGGACAAAGAGGUAAACGGCAUUGACGUCUCGUAUCACGGGGGUCUUGCCUACGAUUACAGCGGCCAAGACCACACCGGCCCAACUGUGAAGGCUGCCAACCCGCCAGUGGGUGACUUUGCCGCUAUGAUGUCACCGCGUUCUGUCCAAGAGGUUGCGCAGAAGGAGCUCAUUAUGAAUGCUUAA
Messenger RNA from Peronospora farinosa, 1536 nucleotides. The record is from the annotation of a GenBank genome assembly. NCBI's taxonomy places the organism in Eukaryota, Oomycota, Peronosporomycetes, Peronosporales, Peronosporaceae.